AUGGAUUCAGACAAUGAUUCUGGUAAUUCUAACGAUGGUCCAAUACAUCGUCGUCGUACGCAAGGUACACGUCCUCCACCAUCAUCACAUCAAAAUAAUUCUAUGCAACGAAUAUCAACCGGUAAUACUAGUGUUGAUCGUACAUAUCAUCCAACUAAAGAGGAUGCACCUUAUUCAGAUGAUGAUGAUCUCGAUGAAGAAGAAGAAGAUGAUGAUGAUCAGCGUCAUCAUCAUCAACAAUCAACUUAUCGUGGACGUGGUCGACCAUCACAACAACAACAUUUAAUGGAUAGUUCCUAUGAUGAUGGAAAUGAACAUCAUGAUUUACCAAGAUAUACAGGUCCAUUACGUGAACAAGAUCGAUUUUUACCAAUUGCAAAUGUUGCAAAAAUUAUGAAAAAAGGUGUACCAGAAAAAGGAAAAAUAGCUAAAGAUGCUAAAGAAACUAUUCAAGAAUGUGUUUCGGAAUUUAUUUCAUUUAUUACAAGUGAAGCAUCUGAUCGAUGUCUUCAAGAAAAACGAAAAACAAUUAACGGUGAAGAUAUUAUUUUGGCAAUGUUAACACUUGGUUUUGAUUCAUAUGUUGAACCAUUACGAACAUUUUUAACUAAAGUACGUGAUGCAUCCAAAUAUGAUCGUACAAUGACAAUGGGUGGGGAAUUAGCUGAUGAUUUACGUAUACAAGUUGCACAAGCACAAGUUAAUCAAACAUCUAUACCAAUGGUUCAAGCACAAGUUGCUACAACUGUUCAAGUACAACCACAAACAACAGCAACUUCAGCUUCAUUAUCUGCUCAAACAAUAGCAGCUAAACCAGCUGUUGCAGCAGCUAAUCCAAAUGGACUCGAGCCUUAUGGACAUUCAGUUCGUGUGGUAACUUGUAUUCGAAAUGAUCAACCAGGUGAAAAUCCUAAUUAUGUUUAUACAAUUCAACCGUAUCAAUAA
Rotaria sp. Silwood2 is the source of this 945-nucleotide messenger RNA. Lineage: Eukaryota; Metazoa; Rotifera; Eurotatoria; Philodinida; Philodinidae. The record is from the annotation of a GenBank genome assembly.